This is a messenger RNA of Aspergillus melleus, 1800 nucleotides long. RefSeq names its product SPFH domain-containing protein (gene SLP2). Gene Ontology annotation, cellular component: membrane. The record is from RefSeq and is a predicted model, not a curated record. The coding region runs from base 87 to 1391 and encodes 434 amino acids. NCBI's taxonomy places the organism in Eukaryota, Fungi, Ascomycota, Eurotiomycetes, Eurotiales, Aspergillaceae. The transcript is spliced from 2 exons.
CACGUCUCAAGAUAGCUUCAUCUGACCUCACAAUUCCCCUCCGUCGCGCUUUCGGGAUUUAUUUGUCGGUACUAUCCUUUUCCACAAUGGACGUGGCCUCCAGGCAUACAUCGAGGCUGCUCCGGUCUUCUGCCAGCAGCUCCUACCGAUUACUCCAUAAUUCUCGUCUUCCUGCCUCCCGCCUCACAACCACGAACACCUUGAACCGCAUUCAACGAAGAAAUGUCUCCUCAUCAUCUCGAAAACUGGCCCCCGAGCAGUCCCUACUGAACUUUGGAGGUGCUCCUUCGACGGGCGGCGUGCCCUCCUACUUUGCGAAUCACUCCGCACUUCCCAUGAACACCGUCGUCCGUUUCGUCCCCCAACAGACCGCGUGGAUUGUCGAGCGCAUGGGAAAGUUCCACCGCAUUCUGGACCCCGGUCUUGCGAUUCUGAUCCCGUUUAUCGACCGCAUCGCCUACGUGAAGAGCUUGAAGGAAUCGGCCAUCGAGAUACCCAGCCAGAAUGCUAUUACGGCGGACAACGUGACACUGGAGCUUGACGGUGUGCUGUAUACGAGGGUUUUUGAUGCCUACAAGGCGAGCUACGGCGUGGAGGAUGCCGAGUAUGCCAUCUCCCAGCUUGCGCAGACCACGAUGCGUUCGGAAAUCGGCCAGCUUACACUCGACCAUGUGCUGAAGGAGCGUGCGACAUUAAAUACCAACAUCACGCAGGCCAUCAACGAGGCGGCCCAGGCCUGGGGUGUGGUCUGCCUGCGGUACGAGAUCCGGGAUAUCCAUGCCCCCGAGGGCGUGGUGGCUGCCAUGCAUCGCCAGGUGACGGCCGAGCGGUCGAAGCGCGCGGAGAUUCUUGAGUCCGAGGGUCAGCGACAGAGUGCCAUCAACAUCGCCGAGGGUCGCAAGCAGUCUGUCAUUCUGGCUUCGGAGGCCAUGCGGGCCGAGCAGAUCAACCGUGCCGAUGGUGAGGCUGAGGCUAUCCUUCUGCGCGCGCAGGCUACCUCCCGCGGUAUCGACGCCGUGGCUCGGGCUAUCGACGCCGACAAGGAGAAUGCUCACAGUGCUAUCAGUCUCAGCGUGGCCGAGAAAUACGUGGACGCGUUCUCGAAAUUGGCUAAGGAAGGUACUUCGGUGGUGGUCCCCGGUAACGUGGGUGACCUGGGUGGAAUGAUUGCGAACGCCAUGGCUGUCUACGGCAACGUCAGCGGCAGCCAGGCGAAGAGCAUCGCGGCCAAGUCGCUGGGGGUGCAAGAACCGGCUUCCGAGGAGUCCUCGUCCCGCAAGUCUGAGCAUGAUCAGACGCCCAACUCGGAGCAGCAGGAGGGAUCGACUGGCAAGGACGGCGUUGUUGGAGAUGUGUUGCAGAGUUUCGACCAAGCCACUGAGGGCCGGUGAACUGGAAAGUAUUGAGUGACCAUUCGCAAGUAUUGCUUUUCCUUUUCUAUGUGAUAUCUAUCUGGCACUUCUUCCCCGUGAAUUGUAUUCUCUAAUUCUCUACUCUUACGAUUGCCUCUGGACGAGUAUGAAACUGCUUCCUUCCCACCUCAUGUAUUCUACGCCUGUCAUUUUUUUUUCUGUCUUUGACUGCUAGACAUCCCUCUAGCGCGUUGAAGUCAAAGUAUGUGAUUGCAGGAGCUAGAAAAAGAACAGAAAAGGGGACUAGAUAUGGUCCAUGUAUGUACUAUUGCUAGAGUGUUGCGGGCAGGUAAUUUGGAGCGAGGACUAUUUCCAGUACUUUGCGUGUAUCUGGCAUGGGGAUAGGCUGUACAGUAAAUCAAAUGCACGAAGGCGACGCAAUGGAACA